This is a messenger RNA of Suillus paluster, 1475 nucleotides long. RefSeq lists its product as uncharacterized. The transcript has 8 exons. NCBI's taxonomy places the organism in Eukaryota, Fungi, Basidiomycota, Agaricomycetes, Boletales, Suillaceae. The coding region runs from base 122 to 1411 and encodes 429 amino acids. Gene Ontology annotation, biological process: secondary metabolite biosynthetic process. Gene Ontology annotation, molecular function: FAD binding. The record is from RefSeq and is a predicted model, not a curated record.
ACCCGAUGAUCGUGCCACAGUAUGCCGAAACGCAGUUCCCGACGGGUUUCCCUUGUGCUGGCUAUAAAGUGUUGGUUACUGCGCCCAUCCUACAGCACUUGUGCAGUUCAACCUAUAAUCAAUGUCGCUUUCAUCAGGCACUCCCAAAUUUCGAGUAGCAAUCUGUGGUGCAGGCAUAGGAGGGCUUGCCCUCGCUAUCACAAUUGGGAAGUUUGCAUGUCACGAUAUCCACAUAGACUUAUACGAAGCGCAUGACGCCAUCACGACCGCUGGGGCUGGGAUUACAGUCUCGCGGCGCACAUCGGAAGUCAUGCAAGAACUCGGCAUGUACGAAGAGAUCUCCCGUGCUUCGACCAAGCCCCCUCCCUCCAGUCGUGGGCCAAGACACAGGAUAUCUAAUGUCCCACAGGGUGGCUUCGAGUGGUUUCAGGAUACAGUCAAACGCGCGGCAUCCAUUAUGCACCGCCAGAGUCUCGUUGACAUUCUCAAGCAGUACCUCCCCUUGUCAUGCAGGCUCCACUUUAAUAAACGCCUCACUCGAUAUGAUAAGCAGUCACCAGGAUCACUUAUCCUUCACUUCGCUGAUGACAGCACCGCAACUACGGAUGUGUUAAUAGGGGCAGAUGGCCUCCACUCCUCGGUGCGGAAGACACUCUUCGAAACAUUAGACCGAGGCAUCGUGGACCCAAAUAAGAUAGGACACUACACAAACCCAUCUUGGACUGGAAAGCUUGUCUAUCGCACCGUCAUUCCAGUGAAGAAGCUCUCGCAGAUGGAUCCAAACAACAUAGCUUUGAAGGAUUUCACCGUAUUCUGCGGGAAAAGAAAGCAUAUCAUCUCUUAUCCGGUGUCAGAGGGAAGACUGCUCAAUGUCGUGGCAUUUGUCACUAAGGAACAGAAACCUGGCACACCUUUCGAGGGCCGUUGGGUCUCAGAUGUAUCCAAUGAAGAGCUUCAAGAACAAUAUCAGGACUUCGAACCCGCUGUCAAGAACCUGUUGAAAUGUUCCGAAAACCCCUCAAGAUGGGCGCUUCAUGUAGUAAAUGAAUUGCCGCUAUCCACUGACGACAGAGUUGCCCUGAUAGGUGAUGCGUGCCAUGCCAUGACACCCCACUUUGCCGCAGGAGCUGGUCAGGCAAUUGAGGAUGCUUUUGUCCUUGGCCGCCUUCUUGCUCACCCGCUCACAACGUUGGACAACGUGCCCGCUGCGCUGAAAGCAUACCAGGACGUUCGCCUCCCAUCCGCUCAAUUUGUAGCUCGUGAAUCGGAACGUGUAGGGCGUAUAAUGGACUUUAACACCCUGAAUGCAGAUCGAGGAAAUGAACAAGAAGGGCUUGGAAAUUCAAAAAGAGAAGAUCUUAGGCCAGUGGAGGCUGGAAGGUCAGGGCUUGUGCUGUUGCUGAAUGGUUAGAGGCAGAAAGAAAACUACAGGAAAGUGCAGGUUUGAGGAACGGACAAUGUGAAAACAAUCACUA